CUUCGUGAAAAAGUUACCACUGGCGUUACUACUGAUGGAAGUACUGCCUUGGCAAGUGUAAUUGCUGCUUGCAGAAGGCUUUUCUCUCAACCUCCCAAAGGAUUUGAAAAGUAUUUUCCCAAUGGGAAGAAACCUAAUGGAACUAAAGGUACAGCUGGAGAAACAAAAGAAACAAAGCAAGCUAGUGCCCGACAGCCUGGUGGGACUAGUAGUGGAGGAGGUGGCAGUGGUGGGAAAAAAGGUGGCAAGAAAGAAGAAACUAAUUGGUGGACCAGAUUACAGAAGGGUGACAUUCCAUGGGAUGUCAGGGAGUUCCGGAUGUACGUAGUGGGAAGUUCUUUUUUCUGGACGAUGGUUGUCUAUUACUUCUUCUUCAGGGUCCCUGGGAGAGAAAUCACCUGGAAAGACUUUGUCAAUAACUACCUUUCUAAGGGAGUGGUGGACAGGCUUGAGGUGGUGAACAAGCGCUUUGUUAGAGUGAUCUUUGUUUCAGGAAAGUCCCCUCAUGAAUGGCAGUACGUCUGGUUUAAUAUUGGUAGUGUGGACACUUUUGAACGGAAUCUUGAAACUGUGCAGCAAGAUCUGGGAAUAGAGGUGGAGAACAGAUUGCCUGUAGUCUACUCAACAGAGAGUGAUGGAUCAUUUCUCCUGAGUUUGCUGCCUACAAUCCUGAUUAUUGGUUCUUUACUGUACACAUUAAGAAGAGGCCCUGCAGGCUUAGGUCGAGCAGGGCGUGGAAUGGGUGGACUUUUCAGUGUGGGUGAGACCACAGCCAAAGUCCUUAAGGAUGAAAUAGAUGUUAAAUUCAAAGAUGUAGCUGGCUGUGAGGAGGCCAAAUUAGAGAUAAUGGAGUUUGUUAACUUUCUGAAAAAUCCCAAACAAUAUGAGGAUCUGGGAGCAAAAAUUCCAAAGGGGGCAAUUCUGACAGGUCCUCCAGGCACUGGGAAAACACUUCUAGCUAAAGCUACAGCUGGAGAAGCUAAUGUACCGUUUAUCACAGUCAACGGCUCAGAGUUCUUGGAGAUGUUUGUUGGUGUGGGUCCAGCUCGA
Eurypyga helias (sunbittern) is the source of this 1050-nucleotide messenger RNA. RefSeq names its product AFG3-like protein 2. The record is from RefSeq and is a predicted model, not a curated record. Gene Ontology annotation, cellular component: membrane; m-AAA complex. The annotation marks the transcript as partial. NCBI's taxonomy places the organism in Eukaryota, Metazoa, Chordata, Aves, Eurypygiformes, Eurypygidae. Gene Ontology annotation, biological process: protein-containing complex assembly; mitochondrial protein processing. The transcript has 8 exons. Gene Ontology annotation, molecular function: ATP-dependent peptidase activity; ATP hydrolysis activity; metalloendopeptidase activity.